AUAGGUUAUGUGACUGUUUUCCUAUUUUUUCGAAUCAAGUAAAUCAAUAAGUUAGAACCAAUCCCAUUCGAUUGCUGUUGAUCUGCUCAGAGUGCUCAGUGAACAUUAGGUGGUAGUACUAGAUAUAUUCGCUUUUGCGGUUCCCGCGAAGUUUCGCAUAACCUCUUUUCUUCGCUUUUCGCGAGUGUUCCACACCCCUAUCGCUUAGGUUAGCGACAUAUAUCAUUGUUAACAUCUACUCGACGAUUGCCAAAACCUGACGCGUAAUAAAAACGUACCUAUCUCUUACUGAAUAAUGAAAACUUUAGAUAACGAAGAGAUUUGUAGAUUUGUGUGUGAUUUGGCAGUUUGUUCUUAUUAGCGACGUGUACUAAGUGUCGUACGAAUCCCUUUGUGAAUGCACGCGAAGAGAACGAACGAUGAAUACAACUGCGAGAUUCGCGCGAAUGUUGUGAUUGGCGCGAAAAUUGCAAAAAAUUGACGGACACAAUAAAUUUUUUGUUGUCUCAUAGAUUUUACGUUACUCCCUUGAAAGAAAAAUAAGAUAGAUGAGACAGAUUAAUCUUACAUGAUCCGCAAGUUCACGUCUGUGUUAAGUGAUAAUCUCACGUAGUGUAGUGUUCAUUCUUCAAAAUACUUUUAAACGGCCAACCACCAAAUGUCAAAGAACAAACUCAACUUAACAUUACCACCUGGCUCAAUAGAACCGGUACCAGAAGCAUCUCCUUCACCGCCGGUUCCGCCUGCAUAUCCGGAACCUCCGGAAAUGCCUGACGGCAUGAGGGACACAUUGAAUAUUGAUACUCUUCAAGCAAGAUUAGAAGAUCUAGAAAUGGACGAGGAACAAAAGAAACGACUAGAGAGCUUUCUCGGACAAAAAGAAAAAGUUGGAGAACUAUGCGGCGAGGAUUUUGAAAAGUUAGGUGAAUUAGGUUCGGGUAAUGGUGGCGUUGUUACAAAAGUCAAACAUAAAAAAUAUGGUCUUAUAAUGGCAAUGAAGCAAAUACGCUUGGAAGUGAAGCCACCUAUCAAGAAGCAAAUAAUUAGAGAAUUAAAAGUCCUUCAUGAAUGUAACUUUGCACAUAUAGUUGGAUUUUAUGGCGCUUUUUGCAGUGGAGGAGAAAUUUGUAUAUGUAUGGAAUAUAUGGAUGGUGGAUCAUUAGACCUAAUAAUGAAAAAAGCGGGACGAAUUCCAGAAUCCAUGAUAAGUACAAUCACAUGUGCUGUUCUGAAAGGUUUAACUUAUUUACGAGAUAAGCACGCCAUAAUGCACCGGGAUGUAAAACCAAGCAACAUCUUGGUGAACAGCGCGGGUGAAAUCAAGCUCUGCGAUUUUGGCGUUUCUGGACAACUGAUCGAUUCAAUGGCUCAUUCGUUCGUCGGUACACGAAGUUAUAUGUCGCCAGAAAGACUCCAAGGAUCACAUUACUCAGUGCAAAGCGACAUUUGGUCGCUCGGUGUGUCACUCGUGGAAAUGGCGAUUGGGAUGUAUCCUAUUCCACCGCCAGAUGAUAGGCUUUUAGCUUCUAUAUUUGGUUCGGAAUGGAUACAACACGCUGGGGAGAAUCCGGCAACAAUCAGCGAAUCCUCCACGCCGCCUCCACGACCACCGACGAGACGUUGCACGCACACUCCUAAGCCAUUAGCGGUAUUCGAACUGUUGGAAUUGAUAGUCAACGAACCACCACCAAGACUGCCAUCCGGAUUAUUCAGCAAUGCUUUCAUAGAUUUUAUUGAUCGGUGUUUAAAAAGGAACCCAAAUGAUAGAGCAGAUUUGAAAACGUUAACGAAUCACGAAUGGAUAAGGAAAGCUGAAUCGGAAAACGUAGAUCUCGCUGGAUGGGUAUGUCGUACUAUGGACCUAGAGCCGUCUACGCCAACGCACUUAUCGACCGUGCAAUCCUGAAUAAAUGUAACUCUUACAUACUUGACUACGUAUAUUCGCGUUCAGUACUCCUAAGUUACGCCUUGGUUCAGCUAGGUUUUCAUUCGAUCAAACAGUGGCGUAUAUAUCUCUCUUUUAUAUCCCUCCCCUAGCAAUAUCUUUUUACAAAAUUAAUACAAUAAGGAAUAAAAAGCUUUUGAGAGUCAAUGCUGGAUGUUAUUGCAAUUAUGUUUUAUUAUACGUAUACAAUAAUUGAAAUAGACGUUUCGACGACUCACUUGUCAUGGAUCUAAAUUCGGAUUUAUAGUCAUGAUAAGCGAGUUUUCAACAUCGCAUGAUAUGCCAGUACUCAAAACAGCUAUUAAAUUUGGUAAUUUAAUGGAUAUUGAUAUAUGGAUGCGAAUUGACUUAUCCAGAUACACAUUAUUCACAAUUCAAAUUACGAUAAAUAAAUAUUCUUAUCAUUAAUGUUAUAUUUACUGAAGAAGAUCCAAACCAAGGAUCGAAACGUCUAUUUCAAUUAUUAUAUACGUACAGUAAAACGUUAAUUGCCAUAACAUUCAGCAUUGGCUCUCAAAGGCUUUUUAAUCCUUAUUGAUUUAAUUCAUUAGAGCCUAUAUAGAAUUUUUAUAGUUUAAAAUUAAUAUAUCUACGUUUUUGAUAGGUGCGUCAAGUUCGUUGAUCGUAUCAAAUGAACAUCGUAUCUCUAUUGACUGUUGAACGUUAUGUUACGACUGUUACGCAAAUGAUUACACAGAUAGAUUUUACUUAUGAAAACAGUCAUAAGGAAUUCGGUUAAUAUCCCAUUGUUAUGCAUCUUUGUCACUUUCUUGGUUUUUACAGGGAGAAAUGACUACAUUGUAAUACAUGUAAUAAUUCAUCAAGUAUCACCGUGAUUUACAGGUAAAACACUUGUCUUGCGGACUGGAUAUGUCAUAUUUUGCUCAGACUUUGCAAAUUUACACGCAGCACGCCACUGUGCUAAAUAUUAAUUUCAUUCAUAAGAUUCACUUUACGUGUUCGUCUUAUGCUUCUGUUAAGAGUAUGUAAGAUGACAAAUUGCAAUAUAAGUUUAUUAUUAGAUUCAUGGGCAAAUUGUGUUCCCCGUGAUAUGAUAUUAGGAUGCGCGAAUGAGCAUUAAACCUACGAACGUCGUUUGAGAAAAUUAAUUAGAUCGAGAAUUACUUGUAUAAGAUUUGUACCUGACAUCCAUAGAAAUGUUAUUUACACGAUCAAAAAUUUCAUCUUUAAUCAUGUUAAACCAUUGUUUUUGUAUCAAUGCAUAACUUUGAUUAAACACGGUUGCCGUCUUAUUUUCAAUCACGCGCGUUAACACGUACGAAUUAACACAUGUCUUUAAUUUUAAUUGCACGCGCGCGCACAUCACAUACACGCGCGCACGCACGCACACAACACACAC
Acromyrmex echinatior (Panamanian leafcutter ant) is the source of this 3305-nucleotide messenger RNA. RefSeq names its product mitogen-activated protein kinase kinase 1 (gene Dsor1). Gene Ontology annotation, biological process: protein phosphorylation. Lineage: Eukaryota; Metazoa; Arthropoda; Insecta; Hymenoptera; Formicidae. Gene Ontology annotation, molecular function: protein kinase activity; ATP binding. The record is from RefSeq and is a predicted model, not a curated record.